AUUGCAGUUGGAUCAGUGUUUGAGAGCAUUGAAGAGGCCCAACGUUGCAUUUAUGCUUGUGAGGCAAACCGCGGGCAUUGUUGGCGCCGAGGACAAAGUAAACGUGUCAUGGCUAUCGAUCAUUCUGACCACCGCAGAGGCAAGACUAUCAAGACAGGUUGUAAUGCUCAUGUCAAUCUCAAUCUCAUCUGUGGGUCGACAUUGUGGCAGGUUACUCUUACCAACUGGGACCAUAAUCACCCGCGAGAAAUCCCUCCUGGGGGUACCAUUGUCCGACCACCAACCACAGCACAGCAUCAGGUCGUCUCCGAGUUUGCAACGAGCAAUGGCUUCCAGCGACAGCACAUAUCCACUAUUCUUGCAAACUGUUUCACAGACCACCCCCUCGAGCCUAAACAAGUAUCAAACAUGAUUAAUAAUGCACGUCGUCAGGCUUGA
Molecule: messenger RNA, 438 nt
Organism: Suillus discolor
Lineage: Eukaryota; Fungi; Basidiomycota; Agaricomycetes; Boletales; Suillaceae
Exons: 1
Source: RefSeq, a predicted model, not a curated record